Messenger RNA from Annulohypoxylon truncatum, 730 nucleotides. RefSeq lists its product as uncharacterized. The record is from RefSeq and is a predicted model, not a curated record. NCBI's taxonomy places the organism in Eukaryota, Fungi, Ascomycota, Sordariomycetes, Xylariales, Hypoxylaceae. The transcript has 2 exons. Bases 272 to 610 code for a protein of 112 amino acids.
UAAGCGUCAACAUGAUUACCAUUCCCUUUGACUAGACGCAAACAGUGAUGUCAGUCAUAGACUUACAUUGGUAGCAAUAGCCCAUCCUCCAUUGGUCAAGAGGCGAUGGACUUAUAGCUACAAAUAGCUGUGUAUUCCUUCCUCUCUGGUUGCUCAAGACAUCAGACAAACCAUAGCUCUCUCAUCCACGACAACUGCAAACAUCAAGCUACAAUUCACCUGUCACAAUAGCCCUUUAACUCUUAACCUAUCUACAUCGAAACCUUUCACAAUGGCAACCGAAGUCUUGAAGGCAACCCCCACUUGCUGUGGCAAGAGUGCUGGAGGCGAAUGUGUCUGCGCCAAGCAAGCCAAAUGCUCUUGCGGACAGAAGUCGGCCCUCGAGUGUACUUGUGAGAAGGCACCCCUAGAGAACACCGUGAGCGGGGCUCGAUGCUCAUGCCGCGCCCGCCCUGCUGGCCAAUGUACCUGCGAGAACUCGGCGACCGAGAACGUCCCUGUCGCCGGCAGCGCCUGUGCGUGCGGUGCCCGUCCUGCUGGCUCGUGUACUUGCGAGCUUGCCGGUUCGAAUCCCAACCCGAACGAGACCGACUUUACCACACAGAAGUAGGGGGCUCCUGACGUGGUGUUACGACAUAUGAUAUUCUGGGCGGCGGUGACGGCGACGGCACUUUCCUUGCUUGGGGAAAUCUGUUAGGGGUUCUAUCAAAUUGCGACGGUCGGAGUCUGG